GAUGAAAGAAGUAAUAAAAAUGAUAGUUAUAAUAAUGUUGUGGAGUAUAAUAAGAAAAGAGUUGUAAAUUUAAAAAAUAAUAUAUCAGAAAAGUGUGGAAAUGAACAUUAUGAAUAUUAUAAUGAUUAUCGUCAUGAUAAUAAUAAUAAUAAUAAUAAUAAUAAUUGUUCAUAUAGUCACUUUGAUAAUACAUAUAAUGAGAAAUAUAAGUUGUUAUAUAAAGAAAAAAAAAGAAGAGUAAAUAAGAAUAAUAAGAAUUUAAGUGAUACAUACAAAGUAUUAAUAAAUAUUUGUAUCAAUGAAAUAAAAAAAAAUAAUGAUCAUGAAGGACUAAAUGAAGUUUAUGAAGCGUUAAAGAAUAAUCAUAAUAAUAAUAAUAAUAUUAAUAUUAAUAUUAAUAGUGAUAAUAUAAAUAGUGUUGAUGUGAAUGAUUACUAUAAUAAAAAGGAAAUAUUUGAAAAGAACACAAAAAGAAAUAUAUAUAAUAAUAAUAAUAAUAAUUGUUGUUAUUAUAAUGAUUUAAUGAUGGUAGGUAUGAAGAGAAAAAAAGAAUUACUUUAUAGUGAUGAUGAAUUUGAAGAAUGUAAAAAAAAAAAGAUGUGUAGAAAAAAUAAUAUCGAAUCUGAUAUGUUUGAUAUUUUUAAAAAUGUGAUAAAUGUAUUAACGUGUAAAUAUCCUGAACAUAAUAUAAAAGAAUUUUUUUUUAAUAGUCAUAAUAAAUUAAAAGAAGAAUAUGAGAAUAAUAAGAAUAGAUCUAUAAAAUUAUCAAGUUAUAAUAGUAAUAGAUAUAAUAAUGUAUAUAAUAAAAUAAAGAAUAAGAUAUUUUAUUCAAGAAAUGAUAUUAAGAAAAAAAGUUUAAUACAUAUGAAAUAUAAAUCUGAUGUAUUUAAUUAUUGUUUAAAAAAUAUAAAAAGAAAUAUAACAAUAUUAUCACAUUAUUUACCACAUAAAAAAGAAUAUGAUUAUAUAACUAAAAUAAUGUUUGAUGAAUAUUGUGAUAAUAUAAUAACAUCUGGAAUAGAUGGAUUUAUAAAAGUAUAUCAUUUAAUAACAGGGAAUUUAAUAAUGUCUAUACAUGCACAUAAUAAUUUAAUAACAGAUUUUGAUAUUCAUAAAUCAAAUAAAUACAUGAUAUCAUGUGAUGAAAAGGGCAUAGUCAAAUUUUGGUUUCUAGAUAAAUAUAAAUAUAAAUUAUUAUUUACAUAUAGAAGAACAUUUUAUAUGAAAAACGUAAAGUUUUUUUACAACAUUGCAAGUAAGAAUGGUAGAUCUUCACAUCGUUGUGUGAAUAAAAAUUAUGGCCCAUGCCAUAAUAAUAAUAAUAAUAAUAAUAAUAAUAUUAAUAAUAACUAUUAUAACAUGUGUGAUUAUUAUUGUCACGAUUUUAAUAGUAACAGUAGCUGUUCUUGUCUUUCUUAUAAGACAUAUGCCCUGUGCUCAACGAAUACAUAUUUUUUUAUUAUAAAAUUUGAUGACUUAAAUAAUGACUAUCAAAUUAUAAGAUCUAUUAAUACAUUUAAUAUGAAUAACGUAAAGUUUUUUCCUUAUCUUCAAUUCUCUUAUUCAUUAAAUUAUAAUAUAUCUCCUUAUACUUAUAACAAGUUGAUAAUAUCUAAGAAUCCUAUAAAAGAAUUAAAAAACAGUUAUUUAAUAUUUAUCAAUACACAAAAAGAUAUAAAUGACAUAUAUAAUGAUAACAAUAAUGAUUAUAUAAAUGGUCGUAAGAAGAAACUGAAAUUUUUAUUAUUGACCACAAAGAAAAUAUAUGAUGAUAAUGAUUAUAAUGAUGAAAAUAUGAUUAUUACUCCACAUGAUAUUGAAAUAAAAAAAUAUGUAAAUAAAGUUAGUGAUGAAAUAUAUAAUAAUAUACAUGCAGAAGAUGUUAUAGAAUUAGCAUAUAAUAAAGGAGAUCAAAAAAAAAAAAAAUUAAAUGAACAAGAUAAUUCAUAUAGAAAAAUAUUUCAAUUUUUUGAAAUAAAUAUUUUACAGAAUUUAAAAAAUAAUAUAGGUAUUAUAAAUCUGGAGUGUCUUUCUAACAAUGAUGAUGAGGUUAUUAAUGUAGAGGAAGUACAUAGAGAAACCCAAGAGAGCAAAAAUAAGGAAAAUAACAAAGAAAAUAAUAGUUAUAAUAAUAGUUAUAAUAAUAGUUAUAAUAAUAGUUAUAAUAAUAGUUAUAAUAAUAGUCAUAUUAAUAGUCAUAUUAAUAGUCAUAAUAGUAGUCAUAAUAAUAAUAAUAAUAAUAAUAAUAAUAAUAUUGAUGAGGGGUGUUUUAAUAAAUAUAAUUAUUGUGAAGUAAAAAAUCAGAAAGUGAAAAUACCCAUCUUUUGUUUUUAUACUUCUCUGUAUGUUGAAUAUAUGAUUGAAUCUUCAGCCAUGCAUGAGAAUGCAAAAACAAAAAAUAAAAAUGAAAAUGUUUUAAAUGAAAUAAAUAAAGAAAAUAAAAAUGAUCUCUUUAUUAUAUCUUCGACUUCUUGUUCGUCUUAUUAUUAUUCCUCGAGUGAUUAUGAUGACAGACGUAGUCAUACGUUGGAUGAUGAAGAUGAACUAAGGCCAAAUGAUAAUUAUUCUGAUGAUUCUUUGAGAAGAAGUGGAAGAAAUGAUUCGAAUGGCAGCCUAACAAGAAAUAAUAAUAAUAAUAUGAUAACAUGGAAUGAAGACCAUAAUUAUAUUAAUAAUAAUCAAAGUGUUUUUAAUAAUCAAAGUGUUUGCGAUAAUCAAAAUGUUUGUGAUAAUCAAAAUGUUUGUGAUAAUCAAAAUGUUUUUAAUACGAAAGAUAGGGAAGAAGUUAAUAAUAAAGGUGAAGGAUGCAUUAUUAAAAAAUUCGAUAAUAUUUCUAGAACGGAUAGAAAUAAUGAUAAAUAUAAAGAUAAAAAGAGUAAAAAAAAUAAUAAUGAUAAUAAAAAAUAUCAUAAUAAUUAUAAUGAGAGUAAUUAUUUAAAAAAAAAUAAUGUUUGUAAUAAAUGUUCAAGUGAUAAAAAAUGUAUUCAUACAUUAAAUAAGGAAAAACCAAAUAUGAAAUCAAAAUUACGAGCUAAGAAAUUACAUUAUAAAAUAAGUAGUAUAUCAUUAAAUAUAUCUGAUGAAUAUUUAAUUGUUGCUGAUGGGAUUACAAAUAAAUCGAAUUCAUCAAAAGAUAUAAAUAAUGCUGUUACUAUGAAAACAAAUUUGUCUAUAUUUAAUACAAAAACUUAUGAAGAGACUAAAUUUUUUGAUUUAAAAAAAUGUGAUAGUUAUGUUAGUUUUAUAGAACCUAAUCCAUUUUAUAAAGAUAUUAUAUUAUUUGGUUGUUAUAGAAAAUAUAUAUAUUUAUUAAAUGUUGAAAAAAAAAAAAUUAUAAAAAAAUUUUCAUAUGAUAGUGAUUUAAAGAAUUUUUUUGCUCAAUGGAAUAAAAAUGGAUACUUUUUUAUAGUGUCUCAUAAUUUUGGAUACUUUUCUAUCUUUACAUUGAAUAAAAAUUCAUGUUAUAAAUUUACAUUGUGUGAACAGAUAACAUCUACUCAGGUAUCUUUUUUGAAUGAUAUGAAUGGAAAUGAAAAUAUGGAGGAUUAUGAUAAUGUGAAUGUCUUGUCAGAUGUAUAUGUAUAUGAUUCUGUAGGUGGCAUGAACGAAUCCAAUCGUGUUCUUCCGCUAGAUGCGUCAACUAUAAAUAAUAGUGACAUGCGACAUAGAGGGAGGCGCGCCGCAAGGUCCAUCAACAGCAAUGUAAAUAAUAACACAAGGAGUAAUAACACAAGAAAUAAUAACACAAGAAGUAAUAACACACGAAAUAAUAACACAAGAAGUAAUAACACACGAAAUAAUAACACAAGAAGUAAUACCCCCAGAAAUAAUAACAACAAUAGUAAUAAUCGUGGGGGACAUAGACUCAUCAGGGGAGGGAAUAGAAUCGAGCGAAUGACCAAUAGUGAUGACGAGCUUGAGAUUAUUACAAGAAAUAAUGUAAAUGAUUUAAAUGAUCAAAAUGUAAAUGAUUUAAAUGAUCAAGAUGUAAAUAAUAUUAAAGAUGAAAAGAAUAAUAUCAUUUUAAAAUCCUCUAGUAAGAGAAAAAAGAAAAUUAUCGAAGAAAGUUCAGAUAAUUCAAGCUCAGAAAAAACUAUAUAUACAUUAUAUACAGAUAGUAAUUCAAGAUGUUCUCAAAAAAAUAAAAAUAAAAAUGACAAAAACAAUAUUGAUAUAUGUGAUAAUGAUUCUUUUGUUGAUUUGAAUGAACAAAAAAAAAAUGACAAUAUUUAUAUUAAUAAAAAUGAUGGUGAUCAGGAGGAUGAUCUUUUAAAUGAUGAAGUUAAAAUUAUAGAAAAUGGAAAGAACAUAUAUGAGAAAAGAACAAAAGAAAAGUUUUUAAAUAAUAAAAAAACUAUUAUAAAUCUGGAGUGUCUUUCUAACAAUGAUGAUGAGGUUAUUAAUGUAGAGGAAGUACAUAGAGAAACACAAGAGAGCAAAAAUAAAAUGAAAACAAAAAGAAGAAAUAAGAAUAAUAUAAAUAAUAGUAAUAUAAAUAAUAGUAAUAUAAAUAAGAAUAAUAUAAAUAAUAGUAAUAUAAAUCAUAGUAAUAGUAAUAAUUAUUAUGGUGAGGAUGAAAUUAUCAACAUUGAUCAUAUUAUUAACACUAGUUCUUCAUUUAAUUCAACAGAUAAUAUAUAUAAAAAAAAUAAAAAACUUGCAAAUAAAUCAAGAAAAAGGAAUUCAGAGCAUGACUGUAUUCAUAUUAAAGAUAAUAGUUUUGUAGGGAAUAAAGAUGACGCUUUUGUGUUAGAUGAUGACGAUGAAAUAAAUAGUAACACUAAUAUUAAUAAUAUUAAUGAUGAUGAUAAAGACAAUAUUUAUAAUAAUAAUAAUAAUUAUUAUUAUUGUCAGAAUGAAAGAUGUGAUGAUAAAUCGUUGAAUCCAAAUAAACGCUUAAGUUUUAUUAAAAAAAAUAAAAUACAAAGAAGGUGUAAAAAUGAAGAAAUAGAAAAAGUAACAGAAAUAUAUGAUGAUAAAAAGGAAGAAGAAAGUUCAAGUAACGAUAAUUCUUUUUUUGAUGAUGAAAGCUCAAUUAGUUUUCUCAGUGAUGAAACUAAAUAUGAUAAUUAUAGAGACAGUUUAAAUAAUACAUCAGAUGAUAGUUAUACAUUAUAUAUAAAAAAAAUAAACAAACACGAAAGAAAUAAUAAUAAUAUUAAUUGUAAUAAUAGUAAUAAUAAUAAUAAUAAUAUUAAUUGUAAUAAUUAUAAUAAUAAUAUUAAUUAUAAUUAUAAUUAUAAUUAUAAUCGUUGUGAUAACAUAUCAAAUAUGUCGUGGAGUUCGGAUAAUGAUCAGAAUUUAUUAAGUGAUUCAAUGCUAUCAAAAAAUCAUACAUAUAAUAAUAAACAUUUAUAUCAAAAAAUAUAUAGAAAUAAUAAUGCAUGUUCUUUAUUUUUUAAGAAAAGAAAAAAGAAAGGAAAAUGUAUAUCUGAAGAGAAUAAACCUAUACAUAAUAAUUUUAAUAAUAUAAAUGUUCUUGUUGAUAAGAAAUUUAAAAUAUAUGAACAAGAAUUACAACCUUUACUUCCACGAUUUUCUAGUUUUAAUUUAUGUGAUAAUUAUUUAGAUUUUUUAAAAAAUCAAAAAAUAGAUCCAAUAAAUAUUCAUAUAAGUUAUUAUAAAUAUAUAUAUACAAAAUUAAAAAAUAAAGAUACAAGUUAUAAGAAUUUAUUGAUAUAUGAUAUAUUAUAUAGAAUAUUACAAAAUUAUAGGAAGAAUUCACCAUUAUAUUAUAAAAAUAUAGAUAAUAAUAAUAAUAAGAAGAAGAAAGAUAUGAAUCUAAAAAAUAUUCAAUGUGAUAAAUUUAUGAAGUCUAGUAGUAUAAAACAAAUUAAUUAUUUUAAUGGCCCAUCUCCUAAAGAUCAGCCAAUUAUAUCUAAUAAUAAUAUUUUAAAAUAUGAAAAUAAAAAUGAAUUAGAUGUAUCAGAUGAGAAGGGAACUGUUGGUAUAUGUGAAGAAUCUUUAAAUUAUAAUUAUUACAACAGUGUUAACGAGUUUGAUUUAAAAAUGGAUCCUUUAUUAGAAAAAUUAAAUAAAUAUAUUGAAUUUUAUAAAAAAGGGAAAGGUGAGAAGAAUAAACAGAAUUAUAUAAAUGUAAUGAAAAUAAAUAAAAUAUAUAAUCGUUUUAUUAAUAAAACGGAUGAUAUAAUAUAUUCAUAUGG
This is a messenger RNA of Plasmodium gaboni, 6164 nucleotides long. RefSeq lists its product as hypothetical. Gene Ontology annotation, molecular function: protein binding. The record is from RefSeq and is a predicted model, not a curated record. NCBI's taxonomy places the organism in Eukaryota, Apicomplexa, Aconoidasida, Haemosporida, Plasmodiidae. The annotation marks the transcript as partial. The transcript has a single exon.